CAUCGAUCAAGUAUAUCUUAGCUGGCGAACUCAAAUAAUCAUGCUUAGGCUAAUCCUAUUACUGGGCUCCGUUGGCUCCUGCUGGGCACAAAAACAACUACUCGUCUUUCCAAGAAUUGUAGAGGAACAUACGGCAAUGGGAAAUUUUGUGUUGCGAAUAAAUGACGAAAUCACUCUUAAUCUCGAAGGAAGCCGUGUACUGGCAGAUAAUCUGCUUUUUGUUACGAAACAACAUGACGGACAUCACUAUAAAAUGAUCGACACGACUCGAAUUCAGGAACACCUAUAUCACGACUCGCAUCAGCAAUCCUCUGUCUUCGUAACCCAUGAUGAUGGAGCGCUCCUAGUGAAGGGCAUCAUCAACCAUAAGUUGAGAAUAAAACCUCUACUAGAAAGUGAACGUUCAUCAGAUGGUCGAGUCCUUCACAGCAUAUUCGAAGCUGAAGAAAUCUGGACAAGCUACAAAGACGCCCUGCCGUAUAAGUCUACCAUGUCCACAACUCGGCAAAACCGGAUAUACACUCCGAGGUUCGUACGAGAAUUUGUAGUGGAGGUUCACAUCAUCUCCGACGAGAGGCACCAAAAGUAUUUUAGAAGAGAUAUAGACCUGAUUGAGUACCUUUCAAUCAUGCUGAAUGCGGUAAACAGAAUAUUUGUUGAUAUGACAGGUCCUGCCAUUUCAUUCAAGCUUGUCGGAAUAACGAGAAGUAGGAACGACACGUUCACUAGCCCUUUCCUAGACACUGUGGUGGCGCAAGAAAUGUUAGAGCGACUGGUGGACUACACCAGUGCUAAUGGCAUCCUCAAACAUUCGGACCUCGUUUACCUCAUCACUGGUGCAAACCUGGCGAGUCUCCGCAACGGAAUGAAACUUGAGAGAGGCGUAGCAGGUAAGCAAAACACCCGCAAAAUUCACAGCGCAAAAUGA
This is a messenger RNA of Rhipicephalus microplus (southern cattle tick), 928 nucleotides long. Its product is annotated as venom metalloproteinase antarease-like TtrivMP_A. Gene Ontology annotation, biological process: membrane protein ectodomain proteolysis. Gene Ontology annotation, molecular function: metalloendopeptidase activity. NCBI's taxonomy places the organism in Eukaryota, Metazoa, Arthropoda, Arachnida, Ixodida, Ixodidae. The record is from RefSeq and is a predicted model, not a curated record.